AACAAAUCUGUGCGUACGAACGGUUCUUGCAUGAGGCCCAAUGUGUACAUACUUACUGUACUUGGAAUCAAACUGAAGUAUUACUGCCGAUACAAAAUUUGAGAUGUUCACAGACGUGUCGAUAUCACACAAAUGUUAUGCAAAUUAGUUUAUUGCAAUUCAUUCACAAAGUAUUCUUGUCAUUUUCUUUUGAUAUUCUUUGAUUCUGCUUUUUUUUUUCAAUCAGUCACAGUUUCAACCUCCCCCACAGUUUUCUCAUAUUCUGAAACACAGAAACUAAACUGCGAAGGGUUUGAGACCGGCUUCAAGGGCUUGCAACAACUCGCUGCAUAUGUGAGGAAUUUCAUUGCUUUGUAAAUCCAAAACUUCAGCAACACAAAAGCAAAGCUCUGCAACUUGUCACAAAACGAACAAUCCUCACGAACAUUUUGAGACAUUUUAGAAUCUCCUUUGUGAAUUCCGAUCACAACUGAUUGCAAACAGGUGCAGCACAGUGAGAAACUGACCUAAUGCCGUGACUUAAAAUUGUUCCAGAUACUUUUCUUUGAAUGAAAGCUUACUUUAGUAACCCACGUUUUUGUGUUGCAGUGAUUGUUUUAUGGGUUCAGACUUAUUAGAUUUGUGCCAAGAUGACGGAAACCAAAGGAAUAUGUUGUUCAGCAGUUUACUCUCCAAAACUUUGAUCUCUUUAUCCAUAUCAUUUCACUAAAUGUUUUCUCUGCGCAGUAUUAAGAAUGGUCAGGAGUAAGAUAAAUAAUUGUGCUAAUCUAAUUCCAGAUUUAUCAUGGUCCAUAAGCUUCUACGUUUGAAGCAAAAAAAAAAGCAUUUCACACUUUAUCUCCAAACAGGAUUACACAAUGUCACACCAUAAUCCUGCAGUACCGCUCCCAUCUUUUCCUGAGCCAAUUCAAGAACUCCAAGCUCAUCCAUGUGGCAUUUCCAAUGCCAAGCUUCUCCUGUAUCUGAGGCACUGUAUAAAACGAAACAGACAGCUGUUCAUGUGUUUAUCUCAGUACAAAUUUAUCCCCUAAACAGUCUUUCAGAUCUGAAUCACUGCUUUAGUUUUAUAAAGUCAUAUAUGUCAGGGAUAACAAAAUGAUGGCACAAGGACCAUUCAAUUAACAGCCCUCUUUUGUUCCCCCAGUUUGCUCUGCUGUGAACACACUGCAGAGUUUUUAAUGAAUGUGAACACUGAGGACUCCCAGGUGACCCGCUGGUGCUGUGGAGUGAUAAUGAAAAGGGCGGGUGCUUUAGAGGAACCUGUCCAAGCUGCAGCUUUAGCCAUUACUCAUUCACUGGAGAUGCUCUGUGGCCGGAGAUGUGUGCUUGACGUUUUCUCGCUCCGUCUGUGCCGAGCAAAGACAGGGGAAAAAAAAUUAGCAUGGUGACUCUUUGAACUCGGAAAUGAGAGGCGAGCCCACACCUGUGGGGGUCUCGGGGAACAUCACCAUUUGGGAGGAGUCCUUUGACGUUGUUCUCGUCGUGGUGAAUUGCUUAGUUCUGUUGAUCACUUCAGUUGUGGGGAUUGCAGCGAACGCUUUUGUCAUCCUGGCGGUGUGUCAUCAAAAGUCCCUGCAAACUUCUGUCAACGCUCUGGUGGUGAACCUCGCGGUUGUUGACGCGCUGCGUUGCGUAAUCGACUGCCCCGUCCUGUUGAACAUCAUCACGACUGUGCAUCGAAGAGGACGAGUGGGCGGUUUGUUCUGUGACACACAGAUGGCUUCUUUCUCUUUCAGCUGCUGCGUCCAGUUGUCAACGUUAGCGUGCAUAAGCGCAGAGAGGUACCAGGCAAUCGCAAAACCCUUCGAAGCCAGACAACGAAAAAGACGGGUCAGGACACUGAUUCCUCUCACGUGGACCUUGGCUGUUCUGGUGGCAGUUUUUUGUCAGAUAUUUUUGAGAGACUCACCUGUUUACGUUAGAUGCCAAGGCUGGCAAAGAGGAACAUUCCCCUCCUUUGACACAAGUGGACUUUACGUGCUGCUCCCACUGUGGGCAUCAUGUUUUGGUCUCAUCACUGGAUUCUACAUGCGCAUAUUUGCUUUAGUGAGAUCACACAACCGCAAAAUAUUUGACAAAGGCAUUUCUGCUGCCAACAAGGGCUCGGCAGAAAAUAAGCAAAACCCAGAAACCACUGUUGUAAAAACCGAACCCGAGCAGAUCCAAAGUGUUGCUCAAACGCAGCCUGGAUCAAAUCAAUUCAUGAAAAAAUCCCCUCUGACCUCGGGAGAAGCUCCACAGAGUGAAUCUGUCAGUUCUGAGGGGGAAACAGAAUUUAAAAAUCCAGCAGAGAUGAGUCACUUGGAAAAAGAUCGACCCCACCCUCUCGCAGGGCAAGUCGAGGAGAAACCAUUAAAGGCAGAGAGCUGCAGCCCCAUUUCCAUGAAAACUGAAAGAGAAGCAUCAAAUCAAGACCCUGCCGCAAACGUUCCGAGCUCAAACGAUGCGAUGCAAAACGGGUCAACCAAUUUGAACACUGAAAAUCUGUUCGAAGAUACCCUGAAAACUGACACGGCAUACAAAGAGACGAGACCCCAGGUUGUAAUGCCUGAACAAAGAGAGGAUCCUGAAGCUGCUUCCGUCCUAAUGACUGAUCUGAAGCAGGUAAAUAACAGCACCAGAGCAGAAGAAGCACAGGGGGCUCCUGUAGUAGACCAAAUGCCUUCACCACAACCAGACCCAAAUAACGAAGCUAUGAGGUUAGAAGGCGCCGUUUGCAUCAUGCCUUCAAAAGCAAGUAAAGAGAGAGUGAGGAAAAGAAAAGAAAGCAAAUUGGCCAAGCGCGCAGGAUACAUAAUCAUAACCUUCCUGUUGUUCUGGUUGCCUCUGCUCACGAGCAUCCUGGUUAACUUAGUGGUCCACAAAAACAGGACUCCACGGAAGCUGAUCGUUCAAGACCUGGAGAUCCUGUCGGUGUCUGUGACCUGCAUCACAUCGCUAAGUGAUCCGAUAAUAUACGCCGCAGUCAACCCUCAGUUUCGCUCCGAGUUUUACAAACUGAAGAGCUCGAUUAAAUCCAGAUUCACCAGGAGCUAAAAACACCUUCUCUACAGGCUUCAUUUUAUUGAUACAAAAUUUUUUUAAAAAUGGUAAUGUUAUCAACAUCAUGAGGAAAAGAAAUUAACACAUCUGAGCCCCACUUGUCAACGUGUGAGUUUUUAUUUUCUACACGACUGCUGGCUCCUCAGCAGCUGCUAAACACCGCCAAGCGGAGGUGACGCGUGCUGCGCGGAGCUGCUUGGACCAACACAAUCAGCUCAGCAUGGGGGCGUGGGGGUUGAGGGUGGGGGGAGGUGGUGCUAUGUCUUCAUCAAACAAUCACUCAGGGGACCAGCUUGUGUGUCUCCAGACGCCCUGCUGCCAGGACCCACCGCUGGGCAAGUCAGGCCCUCACACGUUCUCCUUCUUGCACCACCUCAUUAUCCAGACCUUCCUAAAACAAAUCCUCUCUGACUCAGGGAUAAAACCAAAAACAAAACAUGAUUAAAUCCUCAUAAUAAUGUUGUAGUCAAAAAUAAUAAUAAAGACACGGGUUGCUUUAUGGAUGCUUCAGUAGAGCUACAGCGUUUAUUCUGUCCACUGCACCAAAUCCACAAUCUGUGUUUGUUGCCUUACCCUUAAAGGGAUAGGUCACACUUUUUGAAGUGGGUUUCUGUGGAAAAGUUAUGAACAGAAAUGGUAUUUGCUCUUUGGACCAACUCGAGAUAAAAACACACUGAGAACACCGUGGCGCAGUGCGUCAUUGGAAGCACAAUUAAUGCCACUGAAACGUAUUAUAGGAAGCAUCAAGCUGAAGUGCACUGUGAAAACAUAGAUCGGUUUUAAAAUAUUAGCUUGAUUUUUUUUGUUUGUUUUAUUCUCAUCAUAAAACCCCAACUUCUUAAGCAGUGUAUUGACAGGUAAGUUAUUUAUUUAAUUUGCCUUUGUCCUCAUAAUGAUAGAGCAUGUCCGGUGCCCUUGAAUAAAAAAAAAAAAAGAAUGUGUGGC
Messenger RNA from Austrofundulus limnaeus, 3987 nucleotides. It is a transcript of the gene parietopsin, whose product is annotated as parietopsin. Gene Ontology annotation, cellular component: plasma membrane. NCBI's taxonomy places the organism in Eukaryota, Metazoa, Chordata, Actinopteri, Cyprinodontiformes, Rivulidae. Gene Ontology annotation, biological process: G protein-coupled receptor signaling pathway. The record is from RefSeq and is a predicted model, not a curated record. Gene Ontology annotation, molecular function: G protein-coupled receptor activity. The transcript is spliced from 2 exons. The coding region runs from base 1405 to 3036 and encodes 543 amino acids.